Molecule: messenger RNA, 1596 nt
Organism: Carassius carassius (crucian carp)
Lineage: Eukaryota; Metazoa; Chordata; Actinopteri; Cypriniformes; Cyprinidae
Exons: 6
Coding region: 64-1596 (510 amino acids)
Source: RefSeq, a predicted model, not a curated record
CCUUCUGGGGCAUUAUUGCAAGGUCCAUCUGUAGUUCAACUUCCUCGUUUGUGGUCUGAGACCAUGCCACCAGAGGAUCACAAGUGGAUUGGCAAAAGGCUUUUCAAAAUUGGAUCCAAAGGAAAGCCAGCACUUCGUGAUGACCUCCAGCUCUGGUAUUACCCCCCACAGCCAGCACUUAUUUACAAUCAGGCUCCAGCUCCAGACAGAUUCUUUUGUCAUUCUCUUCUGCUGUGGAUGCCAUACAAGCUGUGGAGGGUUAAGGUUCUCUGUCCCAAUCCAGCCUGCGGACAACAUCAGCUGACAGGAGGUGGUCUGCACAAAAGGGCACGGCAGGUUCUAGACAUUGACAGAACAUACAAUAUGGUCACAGAAACCCUUAUCUGUACCAAGUGUAGAGCCUCGCAUGUGUCCUGGAGUCAGACUGUCCUGCAACAGCUAGAUCUGGGCCAUCGCUCUGAGUUUCAGGUCAUCCUCACGCGGAAGUACGCCUGUGAUAUGCGGGUCAUCAGGCUCUUGCGUGAGCGUGGCUUAGGCAAUAGUCCCACGCGGGUGAUAAAGCAGCUGCGUGAAAACCACAGCGAGCAGUGGCUCCAUCGUCUGGCCCGGUACACCACCCAAUGUGUUGACUUCCUCAAUCAACCCGGGGUGAUGCCAGUAAAAUUCCAGGAGCCCCCAGAGCCUACGGUGGUGCCAAGCUGCAAGUGGUUGCUCACCGUUUACAGCCAAGACAUUCUGACCAGGCUGGAUGAAAUCCAUGCAAGGAUAACAUCCACCUAUGGCUCUGUCUUGAAGAUGGAUUCUACUAAAAAGAUCACCAAGAAGCUGGCUGGGACAGCGAGGGGAACGGGACUCUGGCUUACCUCUGUUGGCAACGAGUUUGGUCAGGUGCUCAUAAGUGUGCUGACAGCCCAGGAAGGAGCAGGACUUGACAUGAUGGUAGACGGUCUGGUCAAAAGAUACCAGCAGGCUGGUCGAGGAUUGCCUUGGGGUGUACAACUGAUGCCCAGCAUCUUUGAAUGGGAUGCAGCUGACGUCUCUAUCCUUCGCAAAGCAAAGAGAGAGCUGUUGAUGUCCCAGGGUUGGCCUGCGCUGACAGAUGAAGAUGUAAACAAGCAUCUGACCAGAGAGGAGCUGGCUCUACAUUGCCGGAGGAGGACCCGUGGAGAGGAGACUACCAUGCUUCUCCUUGAACAACUGUUGACAGAGCUCCUGAGCAGCAAGGGCAAUGACUCUCUGGGUGUUCCUCUCUUGGAUCCAGAAAGGAUGGAGCACAUCUGGUGUGUCCAAAAGAAGCACAUCAAGUGUAUCCAAGACCCUCUUGGUGUUUCCCUCUAUACUGAGACCGGGAGCUUAACCAAGGGAGGGAGCAGUGCAAACCGUCUGAACUUUCAGAUUUAUUUGUUGGAGGGUCUACACAGGUGGAACCAGGAUCGGGAGGCAGCUUCCAUGUCAUCGGAGCCAUCAGCUUUACGCAGCUACACAGGAGAACUUGUUCACUGUGUAAACAGCAAUUAUGAAAAGCUGUUUGGCAGGAAAGUGGUCCCCACGUUUUGUCCCCCUGCACGUUACACUGGUAAAAUAAUUUAUUUGUGA